Carcharodon carcharias (great white shark) is the source of this 3160-nucleotide messenger RNA. RefSeq names its product zinc finger protein 239-like. Gene Ontology annotation, molecular function: RNA polymerase II cis-regulatory region sequence-specific DNA binding; DNA-binding transcription factor activity, RNA polymerase II-specific. The coding region runs from base 1 to 921 and encodes 306 amino acids. The transcript has 2 exons. Lineage: Eukaryota; Metazoa; Chordata; Chondrichthyes; Lamniformes; Lamnidae. The record is from RefSeq and is a predicted model, not a curated record. Gene Ontology annotation, biological process: central nervous system development; regulation of transcription by RNA polymerase II. Gene Ontology annotation, cellular component: nucleus.
AUGGUGGAGAUGGGAACUGAAUGUGGAAAGAGCUUUAAUCAGUUACAAGGCCUGAAAAAACAUCGCACCAUUCACAGUGGGGAGAAACUGUACACGUGUUCUGUGUGUAGACAAGUCUUCAACCUAUCAUCCAACCUGGAGAGACACAAGGACACCUGCACCACGGAGAAACCAUGGAAAUGUGGGGACUGUGGAAAGGGCUUCAGAUCCCCGUCUGUGCUGGAAAUUCAUCGACGCAGUCACACCGGGGAGAGGCCGUUCACCUGCUCCGUAUGUGGGAAGGGAUUCACUCAGUUAUCCAGCUUACAUACCCACCAGCGAACUCACACUGGGGAGAGACCAUUUAAAUGCCCAGAUUGCGGGAUGUGCUUUAAAAAUUCCGGGGAACUGAGGUCCCAUCAACGUGUUCACACUGAAGAGAAACCGUUCAUAUGCUCUCACUGCGGAACUGGGUUCAGGCGAUCAUCUCAACUCACUGCGCACCAGCAAGUUCACACUGGGGAGAGACCAUUCAUUUGCUCUGAAUGUGGGAAGGGAUUCACUCAGUCAGCCCACCUGCUGACACACCAGCACACUCACACUAGGGAGAGGCCAUUCAUCUGCUCUGAGUGUGGGAAGGGAUUUGCUCGGUCAUUCACACUGCUGAUACAUCAGCGCACUCACACUGGGGAGAAGCCGUACACCUGCUCUGAGUGUGGGAAGGGAUUCCGUGUGUCAACCACCCUGCUGACCCACCAGCGAAUUCACACUGGGGAGAAGCCGUUCACCUGCUCUGAGUGUGGGAAGAGAUUCAUUCGGUCAUCUCAUUUGCACAGACAUCGACGCACUCACAGUGGGGAGAGGCCAUUCACCUGCUCUGUGUGUGGGAAGGGAUUCACUCAGUCAUCCCACUUGCGGAGACACCAGCAGGUUCACGAGUGACUGCAGGGGUUGGAUUCUGCUGGUUCAGCUGCUGUGAAUCACAUCCAGGACUGAACGUGUAGUUCAAUUCUGAGAUAUGUAAGAAAUGUGUCCCAGCCGCUCUCUUCCAUCAUUCAUAGCUCCUAGACAUGGAAGAGAAGGUAUCUUUACAAUUGGGUUUAGAGUCAGGAAGAACAACGGUGAAUACUGGAAACGUGCUGUCAAAUCAGAGAUUGGUGUAAAACUGAUCUGUUCCUGACUGAAAGUGAAACGGCAGCUUUAGAUUUCCAGUGAGUAUGGUACGAGGAUUGAAAAUGUUUGUGUGACAUUCCUGAGUCUACCAACGAAAUGCAAUAACAACAAUAAGUUGCAUUUAUAUCGAACCUUUAACAUAGUAAAACAUGUCAAGGUGCUUCACAGAUGAUCAAAAACUUGGUCAAAGAGGUAGAUUUUUAGAAGUAUUUUAAAGAAGGAGAGAGAGAGGUUUAGGGAGGGAAUUCCAGAGCUCGGGACCUUUCAGGAGCUGAAAUCACGGCCUCCAAUGGUGGAGUGAAGGAAAGGGUCACAAUUGGAGGAGCAUAAGGAGCUCAGAGGGUUGUAGGGCUGGAGGAGGUUCCAGAGACUGUCUGUCAUGGAGAGGGGUUGCCUCCAUGUUGCUUCAAGCACGGCUCUGAAAUAGGUCCAUGCAGGUCAUGACCACGGCCGUGCAGGAGAUGUCUGCUGCCUUAAGCAGGAUGACAGACACUGUAUCUGUGACUUUACAACACGUCACUGAUCUCCACCAAGCUGGUCUGCAGCAGAGUGGGAGGAAUGAUGUGACUCUAGUCCAGGAGAGGGAUGAUGGAGAAAGGAGACCUGGAAGUGGGAACUUUACUCAAAAGCGUUCCCAAUGCUCACGCACUACCCCACCAAACACACGUACCCCCCAGGCAGUAGCCUACACACUGCCCCAUCUCCCACCAGCUGAAUCUGCCCCUGCACAGAUACAGGUGGGUCAGUCUUUGCCGGGACCCUGAAGGGCUCUGAAACCCAGAGGGUGGAGACCACAAGCCUCUCGGCAGUGAGAGCAGGGAUGUGAGCAGCCUGUCUCUCCCUCUGCUGAAACCACACAGGAUGCACCAUGUAGAAGCAAUAGGAAGGGUCUGGGCUGGAAAUUGUAAUUCACCAAGGGUGCACAGGGGAGUUUGAUAAAAUAUUAAUUUCCUUUUUAAGUAAUAGCACAGAAAAUGUAUUGAUUGGAACCAUUUCCAGCUCUUGUCCAUUCUGACAUCCCGAGGGCCAGCUCACCCUCUCACUGGGUUCAUGUUGAAUGUCAAUCCGGGCUGGGAGCCAUUGGGUGGAUGUGCAAUGGGUGGAUGAGUGGGUGAAGGAAUAUUCAGUGAACGGGAGGUGGGGAGGGGGUUGGUGCUGCUGAUGGGAAGUAUUCAUCCUGAAAGAGUCCCACCUGAAACAGUGACCAUUCAUUUAUCACUUUGAAAUGAUUGAGCUGCUGUGUAUUUCCCCAUUUUUGUUCUUUUAGUUUUCCAGGAUUUAUGUAUAUGUUUUCUUUUUAUUAAAACAUUCUUGUUGUAACACUGAAAUCCAGGGGAUUUUAAAUCUGUUAAAGUCAAUCCCCAUCGAGUACACAGGAGGACUCAACUGAUGCUAACUUUUUCUGUUAUCAAUAAACAAAGAUCUUACAAGAUGUUUAUAUGAGGAAUUGCUUUUCUCUGAGACCAGGGAUGGCCAAACUAUGUCCCAAAGUUCAGAUUUGGGCCUUGAGCCUGGGCUAUCGGGCCCACAUACAUGGAGCACCAUUACUCAAUGUCCUUCAUCUCUAAUCUAAAUCACUCCACCAUUACUGGCUGUGCCUUCAGCUGCCUGGGCCCUACGCUCUUGAAUUUCCUCCCUAAACCUCUCCACCUUUCUACUUCACUUUCCUCCUUUAAGACACUCCUUAUAACUGACCUCUUUAACCAAGCUUUUGGUCAUCUGACCUAAUAUGUCCUUAUGCUCCUGUGAAACUCCUUGGGAUGUCUUAUUAUGUUAAAAGCUCAAUAUAAAUAUAAGUUGUUGUUGAUGUUGUUGUCGCUCAGUCAGACCUGAUCACUUACUGAGUGAGUGAGUCUGUAUAAAUGUAACUCAGAUAGUCACAACUUGUUAGAAUAGACCUGGGGAGAAGGAAGCUCUGAACUAACCACUGGACUUCCUGUUCUCCACAAUUGGGAAAAGGUGAUCCUUUCCAUAUAUUCAAAAUGACUAAUAAAGUCAUUAAUGCUGA